Molecule: messenger RNA, 702 nt
Organism: Didymodactylos carnosus
Lineage: Eukaryota; Metazoa; Rotifera; Eurotatoria; Philodinida; Philodinidae
Source: the annotation of a GenBank genome assembly
AUGUCUAGGUACACAAGGUUUAAUACUCACUGGAUUGGAACACAAACUCUACUACAAUAUUUAAAAGGUAAAAAGCACUCCACAAUUUAUGAUGAAGUGAAAUUUGCUAUGAUUCCGGGAGGAUCUGCAUUGUUAAAAAUGAAUGAUUACGAUGGAAAAAUGCUACCUUAUAUCGAACAAUUUUUAGGGGAUAGUAAAGGGAAAAAGCUUAUAGUGGUUCAUACCUCAGGAAGCCAUUGGAAUUAUUCUGCUAGAUACCCUAAAGAAUUUCAAAAAUUUACUCCAGGAUGUAAUAAAGUUGCUAAAUCAGAUCCUAGUACUUGUACUAUUGAAGGGUUGAUCAAUGAUUAUGAUAAUUCUAUUCUGUAUACAGAUUUUUUUUUAUUUAGCCUAGUAGAAUUACUAAAGAACAAUAAUGGUUUUUUAAUAUAUGUUUCUGAUCAUGCGGAGUCAUUAGGGGAAAAUGGUUAUUAUGGACACGGAGGACCGUUAAUACCCGAACAAACCACUAUACCUUUUAUAGUUUGGGUAUCGGAUCCAUUUAAAAUACGUCAUCUUGAACUAGUGAAAGCUAUAGAAACUCAUUCAGGUUCUGAAUUAAGUCAUGAUUAUGUGUUUCAUUCCAUACUUGAUUGUGCUGGAAUACAGGCUAAAGUGAUUGAUAAAAAUUUAAGUAUAUGUGAGAAGCUGAAGGAUGGUUAA